Suillus fuscotomentosus is the source of this 834-nucleotide messenger RNA. RefSeq lists its product as uncharacterized. Gene Ontology annotation, biological process: mitotic DNA damage checkpoint signaling; nuclear DNA replication; mitotic DNA replication checkpoint signaling. Gene Ontology annotation, molecular function: zinc ion binding; nucleic acid binding. The transcript has 2 exons. Bases 1 to 834 code for a protein of 277 amino acids. Gene Ontology annotation, cellular component: nucleus; spliceosomal complex. The record is from RefSeq and is a predicted model, not a curated record. Lineage: Eukaryota; Fungi; Basidiomycota; Agaricomycetes; Boletales; Suillaceae.
AUGUACGACGUCCGUGCCCUACUUAAAGCCAAACGCCAGGAAGCACGAGUAACCCAUUCACUAGCAUCUUAUACGACAACCGGACAGUUGCGAUGCUCCGUUUGCGGAACAAAUAUCAAGCAUGCAUCUGCUUGGGACGGUCAUCUCGGCAGCAAAGCACACCGUACGAACGUGUCUCGCGCUAAAGAAGAGGAGAGGGUUAGGGAACAGCGACAGGCUGCACAGGAGGCUAACGUCGCUAAAAGAAAGGCAGUCGAAGAUGUCCCUGGCGGAGAUGCAGCCAAGAAGCAGAAAACCGAGCCUGCUACCUCAACUCCUCGUUCUAGCGCGUUUCCGUCAGACUUUUUCUCUGACCCCUCAAAAGCACCACCACUAUCCCUUUCAGAUAACUCGGAUGACGAAGAGAUCGACUUUUCUAUAGUUGCUCCCGCGAAGGAGUCGGGGCCACACACUCAGUCUGUUGUCGUUACUCAACCAGAGCUUGACCAAGAGUGGAUCAAGUUCCAACAGACGGUGAUUAAUGCGCCUGAUGCACACGAGACAUAUGACCGGGCGACUGUAUUUGCAGAACCGGAUCUGGUCUCUGACGUGGCAGAAGGUUUCCCUCCCCUGCAGGGUGAGAAGGAUCCUCCAGAGGUUGAGGCUAAAUCAGAUCCGGACGAGGAAAGGCGGCGGAAGGAUCAGGAUGAAAGGGAAAUGAUCAUGGACCGCUUAUUAGAUGAGGAGAGGGCACAGGAAGAGGCAGACAUGAAAGUCAGUGUACUGAAAAGUAGGUUGGAGGCAUUGAGGAUAAAACGAGAGGCUGCACGGACAAAGCCAAAAAUUGCGGUGUAG